GUCGGCGCAGUGGCCGGGCCAUCGUGUCCUGCCUGUGCCCGGGUGCUCUGUGCUCUCCUCUCCCCGUUUCUUGAUCCUGUCGACAGUCAUACGAACUCUGCACGAUAUAACGUCGUCGUUGUCAUCGUCGCCGUCAUCAUCUAACGUUACAUCUCUUCCGAUCACGAGGCCCUCUCUUCUCAUCCGUAGUUUCCAUCGUGUCCUGUCGGGCAUCUCUUUCUUUUUUUUUUCCAUCCCUCUUUCUUUCUCUAUUAUCUCUAUCUCUCUCUUUCUUCCCCUUUCUCGGUCUUCUCUUCUCAUCGAGUCGAGGAUCGAACGAAUCGCGGACGAACGGCGUCCGCGUAUCCGAUGAGAGCCGGCGCGUCGCGACGUGGUGCGACAUCCGGUACUGUCGCCUUCUCGAAAGACGCGACUUGACUUCCUGGCGCGGGAGAGUGCUAGUAGAAUUGUCAUUCGCGUUACGAACGGUGCGCGGGGUGCGCGGCUACAAAGGAGUAUCGCAUAAGGUGUAACACUACGGAGGUGAUAGUGGAACGAUACAAGUUACUCGGAAUUAGUAACGAACGGAGGACAUCCUUCACCGGGCAACAGCGGCCAGGAGGAUCGAGGUGAAGAGGUGGGAGCCAUGCCGCCCGGGCGAGCUUCCCUCGAGGCAGCCAGCAGGAUCGUUCAGCUACCGUUUCCCUAUCUUUCGAGGCUGCCUGCUCGUGUUCGCUUUUGUUGAGGUGAAGAACUGUGGAUUGGUGUAAUAAAACCUCGGCCCCAGGAGUAGCCCGGGGGUUACCCCGGGGACCUUGGGGAAGCGAUCGCGCGAGGACGAAGUGGCUGAGACCGACGAAGGAUACGGGAGGCGGAGGAGGAGGCCGCUAUGAACGCCAGCGUUAACGUCGAAAGGAACUCCUGGCGGCUGCCUCCCGAUGAGACCGUCCAGGUCGCCGAUCCCCGUUCAAAAUCAGCCCAGGUAAAAGAGGAUUUAACGUAUGCGGAUGGCGGUCACAAUUGGCGGAGUAUAAUUUUCUCACUCUUGGUCAUCGGCUUCGUUAUCGCUGGCAUUGUCACGGCAAUUUAUCUCCUCGGAUACGUUGAUGAGCUCUUAUAUUGGAGCGGCAGGCGUCUUACGCUAGACGAGUGCCUUCGUGAUGACCUGACACCACAUAGGUUACCACCGACCUGGAUAUCUCAUGAAAAGUUCGUCUAUCAAGCUGACGAUGGUUCCCUUACCCUCUUGGACACUCGCAACAAUAUCGUGACCCUUCUAGUCUCUAAUCAUACGCUGAGACAACUAAAUGUUCAAGGUUACGAAUGCAGCUCUGACCUACGUUACGUACUGUUCAGGCACAAUGUCAAACCGGUCUUUCGGAACACUUUCACUGCUCAUUAUACCGUCUACGAUGUCACAAACGACCAUCAUACACCACUUCGCUUGCAACCAUCGCGACGUGUGCAACAGACGCGACUGCAACAUGCCACUUGGUUGGGCAAUACAUCCAGUCUCCUCAUGAUCUCCGAAAACGACAUUUAUCUUAGAAUGGGACCUGCGGCGGAGGAUAUUCGUCUGACCGAUACGGGCGUACCCGGAGUGAUUUACAACGGCGUGCCCGACUGGUUGUAUCAGGAAGAAGUGUUGCCGAAUCCGCAAGCGAUAUGGCCCAGUCCAGACGGCUCGCAUAUUCUUUACGCGACAUUCAACGACACCAGAGUGAGCGCGUUGGAGUUUCCUUGGUUCGGUACGCAGUUAGGUCAAGAUGGAACCGGUUCGAAUUCUCCCGGUGCAUCCAAAUCCUUCCCGCCUUCCAGAUCAGUUAGAUAUCCAAGACCGGGUUCACCCAAUCCAGAGGUCGAACUGUGGAUUAUGGAUCUCGGGAAUGUGAGCUUAACAAAUUACAGUAGCGGAAACAUCACAUUGCCAGCGAAAACGAAACUGAAACCGCCGCCGUCGUUAAACGGACAAGAUAAUUAUCUGAUAUCAGCCGGUUGGGUCGGCGAUGACGCUUCGCAGAUCGCUGUCGUCUGGAUGACAAGAAUGCAAAAUUUGUCAUUGAUAUCGGCCUGCCGUGCUCCCACGUGGGAAUGCGAAGAGACUCACUCGGAGAGAGCGCCUGAAGGGCAGUGGUUGGAUGCUCAACCGCAUCCUCUCUUCGCUCCGGAUGGUGAUAGCUUCUUGUUGCUGGCCACAGUACAGGAAGGCGACAAGGAGCACUUCACGCAUAUAAAACACAUCACACUCACGCAGCAGAGAAUAGCGGUACUCUCGCACGGUCCUUACGAGGUAAGCGAGAUUUUAGCAUGGGACACCAAGGCGCAUCUCGUAUACUAUCUAGGCACCAGAGAGAGAAGACCUGGUCAGAGACAUCUUUACGUGGUACGAGAUCCCACUGCGGAUGAUCCUCGUCAUUUCGAGCCAUUGUGCGUCACGUGUGAUCUUGGAGAAGUUCUUUGGAGCAGUAGGUUUUAUUACACAAAUUGUACGCAUUUCGGUGCUUCUGUCAGUCCACCAGUGGACGAUGAUGGAGAUGGUUACUACGUAUUAUAUUGCGAAGGUCCCGGCCUUCCUCUCGCUGCCGUGCACAUGACGUCGUCGCACAAAAUGGUCCGCGUGCUAUACGAUACGAGAAUCCAACGCGCGGACAAACUGUCAGAACUGGCACUGCCUACCAGGAGAAACUUUGAGGUGCCAUUACCUCAAGGCUGGCGAGCGCAGGUGCAACUAUUGCUACCACCGUCAUGGCGGGAGGAGCUCAGAGAUGCAGCGUUCCCCGUGCUCGUUGAAGUAAAUGGCCGUCCCGGUAGCGAGGCCGUCACGGACAAAUUCCGGAUAGAUUGGGGAACGUAUAUGUCGAGUCAUAAUGACAUUGUCUAUGUAAGACUGGACGUACGAGGCGCCCGAGGUCAGGGAAAGAAGGAUCUGUUCAGAAAGAUAGGCGGUGUCGAGGUACAGGAUCAGCUUACCGUGUUGAAGCAUCUCUUAAAGACGCACAAGUAUCUUGACGAAACUAGAGUCGGCGUCUGGGGAUGGGGCUAUGGUGGAUACGUGACCGCUAUGGUGCUCGGAAAUCAGGAGAAUAUUUUCAAAUGUGGCGUUGCGGUAAAUCCAAUCGCCGAUUGGAUGUACUACAAUUCUGCAUUUACGGAACGAAUCCUCGGUGCUCCAGCUGAGAAUUACAAGGGUUACGUGGAAGCUGAUCUCACGCAACGAGCGAAAUUAGUAUCUAGUCACAGCCUUUACCUCCUUCAUGGUCUAGCUGACCUCACUGCGCCUUACACGCACGGCGUUGCCUUCGCUAAGGCUUUGUCCGAAGCGGGAGUCAUCUUUAGAUAUCAGAGUUACGCGGACGAAGAUCAUGCCCUGACGGGUGUGCUCGAACACGCUUAUCGUUCCAUGGAGGACUUCCUCGCCGGGUGCCUCGCCCUGGAUGCCUCCUAGUGCCUCAAGCCGAAAAAUUCUUUGUUGUCUCUAGUGCGCCUAUUUCCGAUACAUCUAAAACGAACGUUGAAACAAAGACUUGCCCUCGAAAUCACGGCAAUUACAUUCGUGAGCAGGAUAUCCUGAAAACUCGUUUAAAGCCUGAAUCGCGAAAUAAAUCAGGCUGUUAAUUAAAAAUGUGAUCGAGAAAAGCAAAAACGUGGUCGUUUAUCUGAGAGAAUUAAGAUAAAAUGAAGAAAGAACUUGCAAAUUUGUAUGGAAGGAAGAUGGAGAUUGAUUUCAGUCAAGGAUUAAGAAAAAAGUGGCAUUUGUACGAGCAAUAUCGUUAUAACAUAUGUAUUUCAUUCAUCUAAAGAUUUCUCUUGGAGAAUUCAUCAAUUUCUCGUGCAAUCCUUAGUGAUACAUACAUCACCAAGUUGUGAGGGAAUUCAGAAUAUCUUGAAAGAUAUUUAAUGUAAGACGAAAACGAGAAAUGAUGAAUUCUCUUUUCUGCUUGGCAGUAUUUUUAUAUAUUAUCGAACAAUAUCUCUCGUGCUCUUCGCGUGGAUUCGACAUUCGAUAAUUCCGUCAAAUAAUAUGAAUUGUUACCGAACAUGAAUCUUUCAUUUGCAAAGAUUUCGCGCGAGCGAUUUGUUCGAUAAUAGCGUAUCGUUUUACUGAAAGGAUAAAUUUGCGCGCGUAUUUGCUGUGAAAUCGAUUUUGGGCAAAAAGCGAAAGAGAAAACGAAAUGCGUGUUCGAAAGUGCAGACCGAAUUACUAUGUGCGGAGCUUAUCGACGGCUUGCAAAUCCCUAGUCGUAGUGCCAUCGAUAGGAAUGACGUUGUGAAAUCGACGUCAAGUGUUUGCAAGCUCGUCAUUAACGUUUUGCUGUGUUCCAAGUCUUAAGGGCGUUCAUAUAGAAAGAGCCUGAGAUAUCGUAGAGCGACUAAAGACGCGAUUAUUACGAAUUGAAUAAGAUUUUAACAUACAGAGCUUAUUGGAAGUCUGCAAACUUGCAUUUCUUUUUUGUAUCUCAUUUUUGCACACGGAGUUUAUCAAAUUAUAGUGUGUAUACUCGCGAAUAACGUAUCUCGAUAAAGGGAAAAAUUCUUUUGCAAACUGCAAUCGACACUUUUACGGUGGAAUUGAAAACCCGAAUUGAAAAUCUCAAAUCGAAUUACGUUUGUUCAGAAGGAGUUUGCAAGCUUCCGCGUCUCAUAUUCUUCUUUUUAGCUACGUCACUGGUGCCUCCUCGAUUUUAAAAGAGGAAAAAAAAAGUAUCUACGCCUAUGCGGUGACGUUCGUCCACAGGCAUCGACAUAUAUUUACCAUUAUAUAUAGAAUCCGGAGAGGGCUACCGUAAAUUUUGUGUUGUACAGCUUGGCGCCUAGUUCUAUGUAUCGUGAUGCGUAACAAAAAGUUGUUCCACCCUUACUUCCACCUCGACUCGCCCCUCCUCCUUCCCCCUAAUCCAUUUGAAUUUUGGAUAUUUGUACAUAUAUAUAUAUAUAUAUAUAUAUAUAUAUAUAUAUAUAUAUAUAUAUAUACACACCUAUGAGAAAUGUGAGGCUCCUUCGACGAGGUGUUGCGUCGAUGCCUAAGAGAAGUCGCGUGAGAAUCAUAGAACAAACGUUAUCAUGCAUAAAUUUGUUUCUUCGAGAUUCUCUCUCGACAAGAUUUAUAAAAAUAUACUUGUCAUAAAGUAUGUACAUGUGAAUUCAAAUCCUGUCGAAGGUGCAGAUGUUAGACUCGUUGUAUACCUUUUCGAGGUAAAUUAAUCGAUCCCGAAUGGAUGAACGAUGAUACUAAACAGACGAUAUACCUACUUAUGGAAUCGUCAUGAUUAGCUGUUGAUCAUUGAUCAGGCGCGAUCAGACAUUCGACACAAAGAAUUCCGAGUAUUAUACUUGUUCACUCGCGUUACUUUUGAGUGGAACUGUAGGAGACGAGAUAUAGCGAGGCAUUGUACGUUUAUUGUCACAUAUAAAUCAUUCCUACUACUGUUCCACUAUUGUGAAAAGCGAAUGCUCGGAAAUAAUCUGACAAAUGCAAUGUCGAAAAAUAUAGGACUCGUAAAUGUUUCGAAAAUAUCUUUUUUCGCGGCAUUAUUAUAAUAUAUCUUUUACAUUUAUUUCAGAAAUUGAUAUGCGAAAAUCGAAAACUUUAUUGCCUUGUGACUCUUUGAUGUCACGAUUUCGUUUUGCAAAAAUUUUAACAAAUCAUAGAUAAUUCGAGACUCAUAAUAAAUCUAAGUUCAAGUCGUUUAGAAAAAAAAAAAAAAAUAAUUUAUACGAGUCCUUAAUAAAUGUUAAUUAAGGAAGAGACGCCCUCGGAA
This is a messenger RNA of Cataglyphis hispanica, 5738 nucleotides long. Its product is annotated as dipeptidyl aminopeptidase-like protein 6. Bases 869 to 3424 code for a protein of 851 amino acids. NCBI's taxonomy places the organism in Eukaryota, Metazoa, Arthropoda, Insecta, Hymenoptera, Formicidae. Gene Ontology annotation, biological process: proteolysis. The transcript has 13 exons. The record is from RefSeq and is a predicted model, not a curated record. Gene Ontology annotation, molecular function: dipeptidyl-peptidase activity; serine-type peptidase activity.